AAGCGCUGGCGACCUCCACUUGUGUAGCUGUCGUACGACUUCUUCACUCAUGUUGAUACUUUCCCCGCUCAAGUCUGCACAGUGAGAUGAGGUUUUCCGCGUACCUUUUACCGUUCACCCCGCUUCUUUUGGUCGACGCGAUGCCUUACCCGAUGGUGGCUGAAACGGCAAGGGAGAUCCUGGCGGUGCGACGCGACGUACUCGAUGCGUAUGUUGGAGAACGGCCUGUUGAUAGAACGAUAUUCGUCGUCUUGUCAUUGUCGUUUAUGAUGAUAUUGUCUUUGCUACUGGGAGCCCGGUUCGCAAGGCUCCAAAAGAGUGCAAUGAUGUCGCGCAACAUCACCUCGAUGCUUGUACUUCUUUUGUACUUUCUAGUCUUUGCGUUUAUCUUCUCUUCAGCCAUCAUGGUUGCCGGUCAGGGCAUGUUUAACCACAGUCUUUGUCACACUGCGACAUGGAUAUGCUUGAUCCUCUACACUGCAUGCAAGGGCACAAUUUACAUAUUCAUCGUCGAGAGAAUACAUGUCGUCCGCGCUCCGUUCGUCCGCCGAAGCCGAGACUGGUUAUACUGGGCGUGUACAGUCACGAUAGUCGCAUCCUUCCUCGGAACCUCGAUUAACGCAUACCUGAAACCAAUCAUCACCAAGCAAUCUGAUGGACGCUGCCAUAUGGGCAUCCCUGGAAGGGCCUCGAUUCCAUUCAUGGUCGUCGACAUCAUUGUCAAUGCCGUAUUGACCAUCGUAUUCUUCUCCCUCCUCCGGCCGGUUGUCAAGUUUCAUUGGUUCGGCGCAAAGAACCAGGACAAGACUUCUGAUACACCGCAAUCGAAGCAGGAGACAGCGGUGCAGCGCAGCAUCAAGGUCUUGUUGUGGAAGAGUCUACUUGGAAGUAUGCUCAUCAUCCUGCCCACCAUCGCCAACAUGAUCCAAUUCUAUAUUACCCAUGGCCGGGGCCUGGCCCUCCUCUGCCUCUCACUCUGUGUUUCAGACGUCAGUUGGGAUGCUAUCAUCAUCCACUGGCUCACAUUUGGAUCCGCAGAGGCCGAGAAAGAGCUCACUCGAUCCGCACAGAAGAGCACUCGGUCUCCAACACCUGUAACUUUGCGCCUUAAGGAAUCGCAAGAAGCUAUAAUCCCUCCUCUCCGUGAUUGGAGGAGCGACCCCAUAGACGAGAAGUUUGUGGCAAGGGACGCUGUCACUGCAGCGGGAACGCCAUAAAAAUCUAGAAUCACCGACGAAGUUUAUGUUCGGGGUUGAAGAUA
This is a messenger RNA of Boeremia exigua, 1261 nucleotides long. RefSeq lists its product as uncharacterized. The record is from RefSeq and is a predicted model, not a curated record. Bases 87 to 1217 code for a protein of 376 amino acids. The transcript has 3 exons. Lineage: Eukaryota; Fungi; Ascomycota; Dothideomycetes; Pleosporales; Didymellaceae.